Messenger RNA from Manihot esculenta (cassava), 1600 nucleotides. RefSeq lists its product as uncharacterized. The transcript is spliced from 4 exons. The coding region runs from base 488 to 1429 and encodes 313 amino acids. Lineage: Eukaryota; Viridiplantae; Streptophyta; Magnoliopsida; Malpighiales; Euphorbiaceae. The record is from RefSeq and is a predicted model, not a curated record.
UCCCUUCCCUCUCUCCAUCCGCGCCUCUCUCCCCCGAUUCCCUUCCCUCUCUCCAUCCACGCCUCUCUCUCCCGAUUCCCUUCCCUCUCUCCAUCCACGCCUCUCUCCCCCGAUUCCCUUCCCAAAUCAAAGAAAAAAGAAAACCCAGCAGCACGCUGGCAGCAGGUAGGGAGUAGCCGCAUCCAUUUCUCUAGAGUCCAGCCUCUCCUUGGCACGUCUUUAGUCCAGAGUCGCUGCAGCUCCUCAUCGGUCGUUUGCUUCUCCUCGGCAAGUCAAGCCGUUUCCAGUUUGCUCGCUGUAGCUCUUCCAUUGCUCCACCACAGGUAGGGAGUAGCCGCAUCCAUUUCUCCAGAGUCCAGCCUCUCCUCGGCACGUCUUUAGUCCAGAGUCGCUGCAGCUCCUCAUCGGUCGUUUCCAAUUUGCUUCUCCUCGGCAAGCCGUUUCCAGUUUGCUCGCUGUAGCUCUUCCAUUGCUCCACCACAGGAAAAUGAAUGCCAAUCGACAGUGGAUGUAUAAUAGGCUCAAGGACGGGUUGUUGAAUACUGAAUUUUUAAAUGGUUUAGAGGAGUUCAUACAAUUUGCUUCAACCCAUCCUGAAUGUAUGGAUGGUAUGAAUAUAAGAUGUCCUUGUAGUAUGAAAAGGUGUUCGAAUCGGAGGUUCCUCUGUGUGGACGAUGUACGAUAUCAUCUGAUGAAAAAUGGUUUCGUCCCUAAUUACUACAGGUGGACAGCACAUGGUGAAUGUUGGGAUGAUCAAGGUACCUCUAGUGUGCUAUUGUCUGAAACUAUCAUGGAAAAUGAUUUUCAAACUGGGACUAGUGGCCGAUACCAUGAAAUGAUUUUCAUGGAAAAUGAUUUUCAAACAUGGAAUAUGAUUUUCAUGGCCGAUACCAUGAAAAUCAUGGAAAAUGAUUUUCAAACAGCAGCUGAGUUGUUUCUCCACACCCAUACAAAGAAGAGUGAUCGCAACAAAUUUGUUGAUAAACGAGCUGAACUUGUUUAUGAAAAUUAUUUGAAGUUAAAAGAACAACAUUCAAGCCAGAAUGUGGGAUCAGAUCAUGUGGAAGGAGAUGGAGGAACUAUUAAUGAGGAUCAGUUGUUCAUUACUGCAGCAGGAGGAUGGCAAGGAAGUCGAGUUUAUGGUUUAGGUAGUGCUGCAUCUUCUGCCUUCUCUCAAACAGGAACUGUGGAGAAAACAACAAAUGUUCCAUCAUCACAAUCACCAGAAUGGAAGAAGGAAAUUGAAGCAAAGUUUGAAGAGAAGUAUAAUAGUUUGCAGAAACUUGUAGAAGAUCAAAAUCAGAUAAUAGCUCGAAUGCGUGAUGAACUACAGGCAACGAGGAUGGGACAGCAGUCUUCCUCAUUGAUGCCAUCAACAUCUGAUAUGCCUCCAGCUCAAAGAUCCCCUGGUGAUUCACAUAUAGAUUAGCAUGAUAUCAUUUCUCACUGACUUUAAUAAUAUAUUUUAUGAUAUGAAUUUGAUACUAUUUGGAUUAAUUAUGUAUUUUGAGAUAUUUUAAGUUUUAUAGUCUUGAACUAUAGUAAUGUUUUGGAUUUUUAGAUUGCACAAUUAUGAAAUGAAGUUGAUGUUUAUAUAGUA